GCUUCACCUGCAUUGACGCCUGAGCCCCUUUGCUUCCGCUUGCAUCCGACAAAAAUGGCGGUUAUGGACCUUGUGUUGGGCCCUACCUUGAUAGGUGUCCUCUUCAACGUGCUGCUGUUUGGAUGCAUGGUCACGCAAUGCUACAUUUAUUUUAUCACCUUCAAAACGGAUAACCCGCGGAUACGAGUGCUUGUAUGGUUCCUCCUAUUCAUGGACACGCUCAAUUCAGCAUUCGAGUGUGUGGUGGUAUACGGCUACACAAUUACCAACUUCGGCGAUUUCGUAGCAGCGUCGAAUGGGAACUGGCGAGCGGGCACAGGCCCCGUGCUUAUUGGCAUUAUCGCUGGGACAGUGCAGGGCUUCUUCGCGUGGAGGGUCUACCGCCUAACGCACAUGCGCUGGUUCUUCGGGUUCAUCUGCUGCCUCAUCUUUCUUCAAUUCCUUGGGGCUACAGGAACGGGGAUUGCGGGCAGCAUUAUCACCCCAUUCGUCGAGUGGAACAGGUGGCAGGUCAAAGUCCCGAUCGUGGUCUGGCUGGUCCUCGCGGCGACCGUCGACUGUCUUAUCACUGGCACGCUUACAUUCUACCUGAGACGCAACCGCACUGGUUUCGUGGCGACUGACCAUAUCAUCACGCGGCUCAUCAAGAUUACGGUGCAGACUGGUAUGUUGACAGCGGUUUGGGCGGUCAUGGACCUCAUCCUCUAUCUCUCCGUACCCUCGCCGGUUCACCUUAUCUUCAAUCUGCCCCUCCCGAAGCUGUACAGCAACUCACUGCUGUCGACGCUCAACGCGCGCAUGAGCACCAGCGGCGAGUCGAGCCGCUCUGGCCACGUGAUCAACACGGACACCGCGUGGAAAGAUCGCCAUGAGACGAACGCGGUGGUCAGCGGGAUACAUGUCACCACCGUCGCUACGAUUCACCACGACGAGUUCGAGAUGACGGAUACCAAAAGGGCUGAAGAUCCUGCGACGGAGGACGACAACAUUAGCUCCGGCGCAGAUGUGGACAUCGAAGCCAACAAGCGGAAGCACGGCGAAUAUGCGCUCUCGUGGAGGUGAAAUCGGGUCACUCCCAACGCCAUUUGUAUACCAUCCUAUCACAUUGACGUUUUUAACCUUGGGGACAUGGACAUUGUCAUCACUCGUCAGCGGAGUACCUUGCACGUUCAUUGAUCGCGACUGUUUAUGUUCAAUCCAGGAAUCAGAGGUAGUUUGUACUACUAGUGUAGGGUGUAGGCGUCAUGUCACGAAAUAAAGAUUGCUACAG
Messenger RNA from Gloeophyllum trabeum ATCC 11539, 1270 nucleotides. RefSeq lists its product as uncharacterized. The record is from RefSeq and is a predicted model, not a curated record. The transcript has 13 exons. Bases 55 to 1062 code for a protein of 335 amino acids. Lineage: Eukaryota; Fungi; Basidiomycota; Agaricomycetes; Gloeophyllales; Gloeophyllaceae.